This is a messenger RNA of Thamnophis elegans (Western terrestrial garter snake), 5087 nucleotides long. It is a transcript of the gene RHBDF2, whose product is annotated as rhomboid 5 homolog 2. Gene Ontology annotation, cellular component: endoplasmic reticulum membrane. Bases 504 to 3014 code for a protein of 836 amino acids. The transcript is spliced from 18 exons. Gene Ontology annotation, biological process: regulation of protein secretion; regulation of epidermal growth factor receptor signaling pathway. The record is from RefSeq and is a predicted model, not a curated record. Gene Ontology annotation, molecular function: serine-type endopeptidase activity. Lineage: Eukaryota; Metazoa; Chordata; Lepidosauria; Squamata; Natricidae.
GGAGAUUCCACCCCUGGUUACUUUCCCAGGUAGGAGUGCUGGAGUCUUCCUGUUUAGUUGCCGCUGUGUGGCCGGCCGCGCUCUUUUUGCUGCGGGCGGGAGAUCAGGAAAGGAAGGGAGAGGCGCUCCGGAGUCUGGGGCGGACGAUGGCUGCGACCUCGUGGCUCCUUCUCCUCUCGCUCGGUUGCUUCCUUAUUUGACAGUUAACUGCGACCGGGUUGGUUUGAUCCGUUGGCGUUGACGCCCUCUUCGACCGGCGACACGCUUAAAGCCAGGGCUACUGCUGCUGCUGCUGCUGCUGUGAGCGGUGGAUCUUGAGCGGGCAAACCCGGGAGAGGAUCAAAAAGCGAGGAGGAGAGCGAGUCAGCCAGAACGGCUUCGCCUCGCCGUCUCCGGACCGCCGCCGUUCACGCGGGCAAAAAGGGAGAAAUUCACUUUCUCCCGGGCGUCGGAAAGUAUCGGGAAGUGCCGGAGCUCGGUAGACUAAUACCUUCUGAUCCAAGAUGGCAGACAGUGAUAAAAAUGGAAGCAGCCGUUCUAGCACCAGCAGCAGUCGACUUCAGAGCAAGAAGCCCCCCAACCUCUCUAUCAUGAUCCCACCAGUGAAGUCUGAAGAGGAAAGCAGCCAAACAGUGCUUCUGAAAAAAAAUCCAGCUCUCCAAAAAAGCGUGAGCCUCCAAGAAUCGAGAUUGAAGAGAGGGGACAGCAACUUUGAAAGACAUCCCGCCUUGCAUAGGCAAACCUCAUUGUCCCAGAGCAUUCGCAAAGGAACAGCUCAGUGGUUUGGCGUCAGCAAUGACUGGGAUGGAAAGCAGCAGAGUUGGCAGCUCAAGAGCCUUCAGCACUGCAGCCUGCGCUAUGGAAAACUUAAACCUGCCUACAAGGAAAUAGAAGUGAACAGCCAGGAGGUGCCUUCUUUCCAAGGCACAGAAUCUCCAAAGCCGACAAAAAUGCCCAAGAUUGUAGACCCUUUGGCCCGAGGCCGUCCCUUCAGGCAUCCAGAUGAAGUGGAUCGUCCACGAACCCCACAUCCUGUCCUUCCCCCUCUGACUCCUGGCGUUGUGUCCUUAGCAUCAUUAGGUAGUGCACGGUCAGGCUACGCCCGCCUGCCCCGCCGGAAAAGGGAAUCCGUGGCCCAUAUGAGCUUUAAGGCAGCUGCAGCAAUUAUCAGAGGGCGUUCCGUUCUGGAUCCUUCAGUGCAAAAACGCAAAGGCAACAAACGGAGCUUUAUGUAUCCUAGCUUCAUGGACGAUGAUGUGGUGGAUGGCAUGGAUACACUUGACUCUUCCUUCUUCAGUAAGGUUGACGCACAUGAGGAGAUGUGCUCCAUGCAAGAUGAUGUAUUUGAAUCCCCACCUCUCUCUGCUGGUUACCGUGGGCUUCCCUUACAAGAAGACGGCAAGUCACCCGAGGCCGACCAACCUUUCCAGCCUGGGGGAGCUGUUGCCCUCAAAAGCUUCUCAAAAACAGCUUCUGCUCCCAAGAGGGGCACUCGCAUUGCUUCCAGGGUGAAGCACUUUGCCCUUGACCGCAAGAAGCGCUACUAUGGGUUGGGAAUGGUGGGCAACUGGCUGAACAGAACGUAUCGUCGGAGCGUCAGCAGUGUGGUACGGUCGCAGCUGGAGAUCACAGAGAGCCACAGGCCUUAUUUUACAUACUGGAUCACAUUUGUCCACAUCAUCAUCACUCUACUUAUCAUUUGCACUUACGGAUUUGCUCCAAUCGGCUUUGCUCAGCAUGCGAAAACAGAAUUAGUACUACGAAACAAAGGCGUGUAUGAAAGUGUGAAAUACAGCCAACAGGAGAAUUUCUGGAUUGGCCCGAGUUCGAUUGACUUGAUCCAUCUGGGAGCCAAGUUCUCCCCCUGUAUCCGGAAGGACCAACAGAUUGAGAAACUGAUUCAGAAAGAAAGGGAGAAAGAACGUCACUCUGGCUGCUGUGUCCAGAAUGAUAACUCGGGUUGUAUUCAGACUCUGCGUGAGGAUUGCUCGGAAACAUUGGCCACGUUCGUAAAGUGGCCAGACCAUAAUCCACCAGCUGUUGACCCCAGCAAUACAAGUUGGAGAAGGAUAUCAGGAGCCGUUUGUUCUCAGGAUCCCAGGACCUGUGAGGAACCAGCUUCAAAUCCACCUCAUGUCUGGCCAGAUGACAUCACCAAGUGGCCAAUAUGUACUGAUCAGGUCAAAAGUAACCACACUGGUUUCUUGCAUAUGGACUGUGAUAUUAAAGGAAGGCCAUGCUGCACUGGAACCAAAGGCAGCUGUGAGAUCACAACUCGGGAGUAUUGUGAGUUCAAGCAUGGCCACUUCCAUGAAGAAGCAACUCUUUGUUCACAGGUUCACUGCAUGGGGGAGGUGUGUGGCCUCUUACCUUUUCUUAACCCAGAGGUUCCAGAUCAGUUUUACAGGCUCUGGUUGUCUUUAUUUCUUCAUGCAGGGAUUAUCCAUUGUCUGGUGUCUGUGAUCUUCCAGAUGACGGUGCUCAGAGAUUUGGAAAAGCUGGCAGGCUGGCUUCGUAUUACUAUCAUUUUUAUCCUCAGUGGCAUCACGGGAAAUUUGGCUAGUGCCAUUUUCCUACCCUACAGGGCAGAGGUGGGCCCAGCAGGAUCCCAGUUUGGCUUGUUAGCCUGCCUUUUUGUGGAGCUGUUCCAAAGCUGGCAAGUCCUAGAGAAUCCCUGGAAGGCUUUUUUUAAUCUUUCUGGGAUUGUCCUUUUUCUCUUUGCCUGUGGCCUUCUGCCAUGGAUCGACAAUAUUGCACAUAUAUUUGGUUUCCUCAGUGGCCUAUUACUUUCUUUUGCCUUCCUGCCCUAUAUCACUUUUGGUACUGCAGACAAAUAUCGCAAACGGGUGAUGAUCAUUGUCUCCUUACUGAUCUUCGUUGGUUUGUUUGCAUCUCUUGUGAUCUGGCUGUAUGUGUAUCCCAUUAAUUGGCACUGGACUGAAUAUCUAACCUGCUUGCCUUUCACAACCAAGUUUUGUGAGAAGUAUGACUUGGACCAGACCUUGCACCAAUGAAGCAUUAAGUGGAUUUAGUAGAAAGGAUUUUGAGGAACAAGGACAGAGGCAGCUAUGCCUGUAUAAAGCAGAACAUCUUCAUUUCCAGUUUCCUAUUUGGAAUUUUUAAGUAUCAUUCAUGAAACAGCAUGCACCAAGAGCUGAAACUGAGCAAGUGGGUAGUCCCUGCCAUCUUUUGUGAGGUAAAAUAUAACUAGGUGAAAUUCUAUGGCAAUCCUAAACAUCAAUUAACCAUUACCAGGAGGGUUACGAGUAUAAAUCAGGGGUUGUUAUCAAAACAUUUCCCACUUAUGUGCCUUGCAUCAGAAGGCAGUCUGUAAAGCUUUGUUCCCGAGAUCCCUCCCAGACAUGAGCUCAGCCUUCGAGGUCAAGUUUCUUUUGAGGAACUGGCAAAGAAUCCAAAGACGUCCUUCAUCCGUGGGGCCGAUUGGGCAUUUGUGAGAUGAACAAUGACUUUCAGCCAGACAAUGACUUUCAAAGACUAUUAGCUAUGGACAUCCUGUUAAAUUGCUUCCAUUGACGAUCUGCCAGUUUCUAUGUUUUCCUACUUGAAAUCCCUCCUUUUUAUGCAAAUCCUGGUUUGGGGUUCCUUUCCUAGUGCCUUUUGGCGCAAUAUGGUGCUUGAACCUUGUGGCAGUCCUCCCUGCCUUAGUGCCUUUUUAUGGUACUAGGAAGUGUACUGUGAAAAUAAACCCCAUCUUUUUGUACAAGGGGCAUUUUUAUAUGCAGAUUCUUGUUUUACGUUCACAUUCUCUGUACGUCACUAGGGUCAAAUACUUUUUGACCAAGAACAUUGCUUUUAAAGGCACCUUGUCCUCAGUAAGAAAUGUGGGUAAUUAUUCCAAUAUUUACAUUGGGUUGAUAACACAGCAACCUGGAAUUUCUUUUAAAGAACACUUGAAGUAUAACCUCUUUCUAAAAGGAAAGGAAGGUAAUCAGAUUCUCUAGUGACAAAAUGAGAAAGUGUAAACAAAUAUUUUUGGUAUAAAUUAAAUUCUAUGAGAGGUGUAUAUAUAUACACACACACAUAUAUAUAAUGUUUUUGUGCAUAUGUAUUUCUAACCAUCAAUUAGAAAUAUUGAAGCUGGAGGUUCAUCUUCCCGGAGAACAUGCUGUAGCUACAUAGCACGGUUAAUUUAAAAUUCUGUCUCAUUGUUUUGCCCUGAGCAACAAAACAUUCCAAAAUCUUACCGUGCUCUAAGUAGUAAUUUAUUAGAGCCUUUAAUUGAGAAUAUUUUUCUAUAAUUAUUGUUGCUAAUGUGUAAAUAUUAGACUGUUCCUCUGAUGAAACUGAACAAUGUGUCCCAGUUGACACUGUUUAUCUACUUUUCAUUAAAAAUAGUUUUGGUAAUCAUUUCUUUGCAUCCAAAGUAUAUUAAUUUUAAUGCUUAACCGCUUUAUCCCACUUGCUCCCAAAAUUGGUUAAAGCUUGCCAUUCCUCUAGCACUGCACUUCUGUUCCUUCCAAAUCUUUGAUUGACAAGUAUAUGCGCAAAAGUGCCAUGACAAUAUAUGUCUCGCAAAGCCUUGUGGCUGCCUUUCAGGAUCUACUGUCUUGACUAAUAAUUUUUUGAAGUGUUCUUACUCUUGGAAUCUUGUUCAUUAUCUGUAUUGUGUACCUGUGGAGUGACCCGAGUAAUGGAAGUUAAUUCAUUUUUUGCCAUCACCUCCAAUCACAAUCUCAACCUGGCUGUAUUAUAUAAAAUAACUUCCCAGUAUCAUAGUCUGAUUGAUUGCAUCAUUGUAUAGGAACAGGGAAAAAGACCAAGACCAGGAAAAAAAGACAUUUAUUGCUGAUCUGACAAGUGGUAAAUGGCACACGCAAUAACAUUUGGAGAAUGCUUCCUUAUUCAGUGGCAAGAACUUUUAACAUUUUCUUAUGCACCAGGCUGACCAAGUAAUGAAUUCAAAUGUGCAACUACUUCCUUAUAAUUAGUCAUUGAUUACACACAAUGGGCUAUAAAUUUAUAGUUCUCAACAGUUUCCUUGUAGCUAAUAUCAUUGAAUUUAGCAGUGCUUACUUUGAGUAGAUAGGCUUAUACUGCCUUAGUAAGGAGUCUUUUCCCGGUCCCAU